Molecule: messenger RNA, 5824 nt
Organism: Schistosoma spindalis
Lineage: Eukaryota; Metazoa; Platyhelminthes; Trematoda; Strigeidida; Schistosomatidae
Source: the annotation of a GenBank genome assembly
AAAACACCGCACAUUUGAAACUAGAUGGAAUGCGUUUCAGGAUCGGGUGGUUGCUUCAUCGGCUUCGCAACUUCCUGGGGUAAAAGUCACCCACCGGAGAAUGUUCUUGAUAAAAGGGAAGGUUCAUUCUGGAUUACCACUGGUCUGUUUCCACAGGUGUUGGUCAUAUCAUUUGAUCAACCAAGGAGAGUCAGCCAAAUCAAGAUUGUUACUAGCAAGGUCAAAGCUCUCUGCGUAUGUAUUUAGUAUAAUAUUUAUUUCAGUUAAUCAGCUUUGAUUCGGACGACCACUUUGAUCUUUUGGCAGUUAAGAGCUUAGACAUGAGGUUUAUUUUGGAUAUUAUCAUCUUUACUGUACAUGGAUGUCAAUCUCAGGUGCUAUCGUUUACUGUCACUGAAUUCAUAAUUACUGAUGUAAUCCCAUCAUCAGCUAUGUCUUCAAGACCAGGGAAGCGUGUUUUCAGUUAGGGUUAUUCGUGCAAAUACAAUCAUCUCGUGUGGCUGAACUAUCUUUUAGCAAAGAAAAAUCAAUUUUCAAACUAAAUUUUCGUAGGUAAUGUUGUGGUACUGAUAAAAAAUGGAGAUAUGUUUGUAAGAGUGUCAUUUCCAAACCUAAGUAAAACUAUAAUAAGGUUAUGUGCUGACGACGAUUGACGAAUAUAGAUGUAAGGCAAUUUUUACCGCUUGCUUAUAAAUAAACUGGUUUUUAAGUCAUAUAAAUUUGAGAUUUUAGUGGGUUAAUGAGUUAGUCCAAUAUACAUAACCGCAAUAGAACCUUUUUAAUUAAACGUAUAAGAGUACAUCGCUUCUUUAUUAGUUGCUUACCGUUACCAUUACUUUUUUUGAAUUACUACAAAGUGUAUUCCUGCUGUUUUAAAGCUUAACUCAAAGGCAAUACAAACUCAGAACUUAACAUCUAUGUGAGAAUCCAUCACCAUAUAUCAAGUAUUGUGGAGGAACUGAAACCUAGUCAAUAAAUGUACUGUUUUUCAUUAAUUAUGGAUUGCUGGUUUAUUUCUUGAGACUGAAUGGUUAUGAUAUGUCUCGUUUUACAAUUAAAUUAAUAAGCGUGUUGUGGUACACUCUACCUCGACAAUUCACAAAUAUCACGGGUAGUAUCAGCCAAUAUAUACCAAGUUGACAUUUGUGUUUGAUCUUAGAUUUCUUAUAGUUAGAAUGACGUGAAGUUCGUUGUCUGACAUUUUCUUAUGAUUUCUAUCCUGAGCCCCAAGGUUUAAAUAUAUUUUUCGUAGUCUUACUAUCACACAUAUCCUUAAGAUUAUUACUUUGUUGGUGGUUUUAUUGUUUUUGUCUUUUUUUUAUAUCUAGAUAUACUCAUAUUACUCAAUUUCUGACUAUUCAGCACCUACUUUAGAAACGUGUAUUUGUACCAUAGUUAACUAACCCCUACUGAUCAGAUUGAAGGGUAUUUGUCUAUAAGAUCACCUAUUGUGCUUCAUAUUGUUGCCUGAUAGCAAGUAGAUCUGCAGAAUCUGGGCUCAAUAAAUAUUUGAAGGGUAAAUUCAUCUGGUUUUUUAAGGAAUAAGAUUUGUUAAGGACAAUUUACUAUAUUCGUUAGCAAGCACAUUAGUUACGCUAAGUUAAUUAAGGAGAUUUUUAUGUAUAUAGAGUCCAUUUUUUCACGUGAAAGCGAGUGAAUUUACAGAACAUAGUGACUAUUCAGAUAUGAUUAGCAUCUAAAAUGUUCAUACUACUUAGUAUUGUCAAAUAGAUCGAGUUUCUGACUAAAUUAUUGGUGAUUCUCUUCUGUUCUUCCUUUGCUUCUGGUAACAUUUGUGUAAACUUUCUCUUGAACCCUUUUAGUAUCUCGAUACUGUAAGCUAUGUAGGAUUUGAUAAUUUUACCAAAGGUUGUAGGGUAAAGUUUCUCGAAAAUAUAGAGCAGCAAAUGUUCAAAUGUGAAUUGUACUUAAAAAUGGUAUCUCCUGCCUUUUUAAUGGAGAAAUUCUAACAAAGCUUAGUAUAUGAAGUUCUAUAAAUGCUUUGUAAUAAACUGUGUUAAAGUAUGGAGAUAAACAAUAUAAGCAUAAAUUUUUCAGUCUCUCUGAAUACUAAGUUUACAUCUAUGCGGUACGCACCUUUUUAAAACAACUCUCUGAUGAUAACUAUCGGUGUUUGGUUCGGUGUUUUUGCAUAGUUAGCGGAAAAAAUAACUUGACAUGUCCAUAGAUGCACAGUCUAUCCACCAAUUGAAGUGUUUACUGCGCAGCAGCUCGUUCUUCCCUAAUUUAUGUCAGUGAAACAUGGCCAGCAAGAGUAGAGGAUAUUCGUAGGUUACUAGUAUUUGACCAUAGGUGUCUUCGAAACAUCGCUCGUAUAUCCUGGGACCACCGAGUAAGUAAUGCAGUUGUUAGGAAACGGGUACUAGGUAAGGAUGGCAAAUCAAUUGAGGAUGUAGUGAAACUUCAUCAGUUGAGAUGGCUGGGACAUGUGUUGCGCAUGCCCGACCCCCGACGUGCUAUGUUUUCUGGUGUAGGAGUAGGUUGGAAGAAAGCUUGGGGCGGCCAGACCAAAACAUAGUACGAAUCCAUGAAGUCACUGACAAGUGGAUUUGAGCCAUGUUGGUAGGUGUAGACUACCUGGUUGGGGACCGCGAGAUGAUAGCAACCGAUGGUUAGAGACCCUGAAUGACAUGGCUCAAAAUCGUUUGCAAUGGCGCAGGUGCAUCCACUCUUUGUGUUCUCCCAAAUUCUUAUCUUCUGAGUUCUUCAUAUCCCUUCUUUUUUCCUCUUCCUAAAUUUAUUUCACUGGAUUACACUCCUUAAAUAACAUCUUCAAACCCUAAUAUUUUCGAUUACUGCUUAUACUUUCACUACCUCUACCACUACGGGAUUUGAAUCGACAAUUGUAUCUGUGUGCUAAUGUGGUAUGGCAACUCGAACUGAUGUACGUACGUACGAAGUUCCACGUUGUUACUGACUGACUGAGUCUACUAUAAUAUCAUGAUAGCUCAGUACAGAUCCUUUUUAUAUAAGUGUAUAUCCCAUUAAUCUUUUGCUGAUAACCGUUGUUGUAUUGCAAACCUUUAAUGGAUGACAUCAGUGCUUAUUUCCACCAGUUCUAAUGCUUAUCAAAGUGCAGUUAGAUUUCUCAUAUCAAAGUUGCUCAAAAUCGUUUUGGAAAUUCCACAGAUCAGUCGAAAAUUAGUUGUAUAAAUUUUUAAUCUUCAGAUUUACAUGUAGGUAUUUAGUGGUAAGUCUUUCACAUCACAUCGCCUUAUAAAUUUAUUAGCUUUCUUCAUUUCUUUUAGAGUCUUGAAAAAAUAUGAAUUUAGACUUAGCUCAUAUGUUUCAUCACUUGAGUAAAUUAUCUAAGUAAACAUUAUUCUUACACGUUGUCCAAUUCCUAAUUUCUUCUUUUACGAAUGGAUGGUAAAUUAUUUAUGUAUCUAGCCCUUCGACAAGACAUUAGUAAAUUUCUAAAAAGACGUUUUAUGCAUCAUUUUUAGCUGUCACAUUUUCAAGUAACAUGAACAACCAAAUGUAUCACUAAAGAAUAUAAAGGAAAUUCAGCAAAGUAAAAUUUCUGAUCGAUAAUAUUAUUUACUAAACCUGAACAAUCGUAUUGAUUGUGAUUUUAUAAAUAGCUGAGUCUACGGAAUCCUUAACCGAAAUUACAUCAUGGAAUAUGUGCAGACUUCAAGUGUUAAAGCACAGCUGUGUAGUGAUCUAAACAUAACAAAGAAAAGAAAAGUUAAAAACAAUGUUCUGAAAACAUUACCCAGGGUGUAGUGAACGAGAACUCGGAUAGGAGAAAACCAAUUUAAUGUUCAAUAAAGAAUCAAAGUGGUUUAGUGAAAUGUGAACAUUAUACAUCAAAUACACCGUUUGCACAUCUUUGAAUAGUCGCUUGCAAGCCUCAUUGUUCCUUCAUUAAUGUUGUGGUCUUGGCUGAUUUCUGUUUCUUUCUCUCUUUUCAUUUCAAUCUUCCCAAACUUCUGCUCACAAGCAUUCCAUUUCCGACUGGUGUUACACACUACUUAUAUCUACAGAUAUAAGUAGUAUAUAUCACGAGAGUAACGUAUAUAAGGCGAGUUCAAAAUAAUCAACAGCCCAAGAAAAAAGCGCAUUACUAACCCCUAGCACGUUAUUCCACCAAAAUAAUCGUUCAAAAUUAUCUAUUUAGUUAAACGAGUGUGAUCAAAAGGAGAUCACACCAAAAAGUUUCGCACUGCUGAGGAUUUAGAAAUUCGCCCAUUCAUGUUCACACUCUGAGUGCAAAACAACGCGUAUAAUCUCGUAUCCUCCCGUGGCUAUAACAUCCCAUCUAAUACGUUUUAGUUUCGUGUUUUACGAUUGCGUUUUACUUCGAUAAUUAGUAACCAGUUGUUACCCCAAAACAAUUUUUUCUAAUUAUUAUCCAACUGUUAUUAUCACCUUUAAAAGUUUUAUUUCUUCUUUAUAUCCAUCAAGUGGACAAUUAUCCCACUUAUUUUUGGCCCAUAAACUGUUUCCACUUUUCUUUUCUUCGUUAACCGCUGGAUCAUUACGCAACCGUCUUCUAAUACUUGAAAUCUCCAAAUAUAAUUUCUUUUUACAAUUUUGUAGACUCAUUUUAUUUAUUAAAUCAUAAUAAAUGCGACCACAAAGAUUUUUUAAAUAAUAUCCUUUUCUGAUUUCCUUUAUUAUUAGUUCAUUGAACUUCACCACUCUUUUCUAUUUUGUCCAAAAACAAUUAUGUUUAUCAAUAACUGUUAUUUUGGAGAUUACGUCAGGUAUCUAACUUUAAGAGUGGCUUGGAUCAACAAUCAAUGACAUACCAAUAACAUGUAGUCAGUAGAAUAGUGCAUUAAUCACACUAACUAUACCCCAAUUUUUCUGGAAAUUUAGCAUCAUCAAAUAAAUCACUUUGAAGCAUAAGGAUUCGGAUCGUAGUAUAUUCAAGAAACAAUUUGCCUAGCUUUUUUCUCAUCUACUGUUUUGUACUUUUAGACAUAUAUUGAUGAUUAUAUGUGGAGAUUAUAUUUGAAAUUUAAAUAAUUCCAACGUUUCCUCCAGGGUAUUACUAUGAAGAAGUCCAGAUAAGUUUACUGAACGAGACGUUGGAAUUAUUUAAAUUUCGAUCGCUUAGAUUAUUUCAAACAUAAUUUUCACAUAUAAUGACUUCUCCAUACUCGGCGCCCAAUUUUUGUCAAACUAUUCGUUCUAACAUUGACGAAUAUUCGCAUAUAUUGAUGGUUGAUUAUCUAUUAAUCAGUCUUCUUUAAAAGUUGAAAGUAGUUCACAAACAGAACCAGACAAUUUUAAAUUGAAGUUCGAAAAAACUUUACCUCAUUCAGAUGGACAACUACAAAUUACAGAACUACCAAUCAACGAUACUCAUUUACAUCAUGUUCGAUUAAAAAUACUUUCUGGUUACAAUCACUUUGUUGCCGUUUAUAGAGUGUUAUUUGAUGGAAAAUAAUAUAGAGAAAACAUCUAUCUCUCUCCCUCUCUCUCUUUGUAUGGUUGAUGUUUGUUUGUUGAAUAUUCAGUUUUAUAAUUCAUGAAUUCAACCAUCAUCAUCAACAUCAAUUAUUUUAUUACAUGUAUAAAAUCGGAAUGCACCUCUUUUUAAAUUGACUUGUAGCAUCUUUUUCAUUAGGAUCAAUCGUUAAAAUUCAAUAAAUAUAGAACAACAAUAAGCCGUGUAAAAUUUACAUUAAAGUUCGUGUAAAUUGAAUGGUUUUCUUUUACAUUUAGUCAGUAUAAUAUGAUUCUGAAUUUCGGAUUGAAAUAACAUUGAGUUCGAUAUUGAUUAUGAUAUAUCUGUAAUCUCAUCAAAAAUUUAAUGUAUAUGUGUACACUUCAUUUGCACGUGUAUCCG